Chilo suppressalis (striped riceborer) is the source of this 864-nucleotide messenger RNA. NCBI's taxonomy places the organism in Eukaryota, Metazoa, Arthropoda, Insecta, Lepidoptera, Crambidae. The record is from the annotation of a GenBank genome assembly.
AUGGGCUGCUUAACUUGGAUAAGAGGUUUCAAGAUGUCAUGUCCAUUUAAAGAUAAAGAACUCAAUAAAAUAGCUGCAUUUUUCAAUUUGACAACUUUUAUGUUGACCUGUGCAGCAUUAGUGCAACCAAGUUGGUUCCGCAUCAAAGGGCUGCAUUGUACUCAAAGUCUUUCAUUGGCACAGUUCUUCACAUUUGAUGACGAUGAUGAAGAUGACGAUGAUGUCCAACUAAACAUACGUCAAAAUAAUUUGUUUGAUACUAUAAACAAAUCUGAUUUCAAUGGUUUACCUCCUUGCAGUACGCCAGAGAUAAUUACCCUUAUGAGAAUUCUAAUCCUAUUAUGCUUCAUGGUGUUACUUUGUUCCUUCAUUGGAAUUGUAAUCAAUAUCACAAACUUAGAGUUGAAAGCAAUAAAAACUCUACGUAGAAAUGCCAUACCAAGCAUAAUGUGUGUCUUUUGGGUGAUAGCUAUUGUAGGAGUAUGCUACUACACCACAGUUGUGUUGGGAAAUGAAAAUAAUGGUGAACACAACACCAUUCAAGUUGAUUAUGAAUAUGGAUUUUAUACAAUCACAGGAGCAGGAACUCUAGCUCUCUUGGCAUCUGCCGCUAACUUAUGGGGUGCACCAUUAUCCGGGGAUGAGGAUGUCCAAAGGCGAAACCUUAUGGAGGACUGGGACGGUUACGAGGCUCAUAGCGUUGGUCCGACGCCGGCAGUCCCCACGCUGCCUCCAUACACUCCCAAUGCUGACUACGUACCUGCCAUACAUAACUCGUAUGCACCACCAGUAUUAGGUACUCAGCAAUACUUUCCGUUCGAUGAUCUGUCAGUUCUCCCGCCCCCUCCGCCUUACACUCCAUGA